AUGAUGAAGAUCUUGCCAGUGGAGCAGGCUUUAUACCUAGAUGCGGACAUGCUGGUGCACAAGAGCCUGGAGGAGUUGUGGAACACUGACUUGGAGGGUUCCUCAAUCGGUACAGCUAUGGAUGUUGGAUUUCCCAAGGGUCAUGAUGCAAAGGUGAGAAUGCAUCUGUCUGAGCUUGAGGCUCGGGUGUGUGAGAUGAAAGAUGCCAGCUAUCACGAUCAGGACGUGCUGAAUGUGCACUUUGCUGGAGAUUGGGCUGGAGUGAACCUUAGCUGGAAUGCACAAGGACUUGGAACCUACGCAGAGAUUGGCCUGGCUGAUAGAGAUACCCUGGCACUGGGAGACAUGAAGGAUCCUGGAGUGGUACAUUUCACAGGACCAGUUCAUCCUGAUCUUGUGGUGGUGCUCAAUCUGUUCGUUCAGCCAUACACAUCCAAGCCUUGGGGUUAUGCGGGUGCACUGGGACACCCGUUCAAAGACAAAUGGUGUGCGUUGAACAAGACGGUGUGGGUAGGGUGGCAGGAAUCAACACAAUACCAUGAGAUGUGUGAGGGAGAGAAACAGAAAGUAAUUCAAGAGUCAGUCAAGAAGUUUGAGAUUCGAGUACAGUUCUAG
Messenger RNA from Suillus bovinus, 615 nucleotides. Its product is annotated as nucleotide-diphospho-sugar transferase. Gene Ontology annotation, molecular function: glycosyltransferase activity. NCBI's taxonomy places the organism in Eukaryota, Fungi, Basidiomycota, Agaricomycetes, Boletales, Suillaceae. The transcript has 2 exons. The record is from RefSeq and is a predicted model, not a curated record. The coding region runs from base 1 to 615 and encodes 204 amino acids.